AUGGACCCCAGUCGCCGUCCGACCAAAGUGAAUAUCGAGGAUCUGAAGCCUAUCAUGAAACGCCUCGUCACGUCCAAGGGGCCCCCACAGAACGCGAUUCGCACCGCUGUAACCGAACUCCUCUCUCUCAACUCUGUCCAGCACUUCACGAAGGGCUUCCUCCCGAAGGAACUCAACGCAUUCGCCACCCACGCGUCUCGCUACUUUGAGCUUUAUCUCCCGUCCGGCUCUAUCGAGAUAGCGCACACCGGUCGCUACACCUUCCGAACGGGCAAGUCAGAGCUAUGCAUUCUCGCCACUCGCCCUCUCCAGCCUGGGGCCGUCAUCACCGAGCUCAAGGGCUCUAUGGCCGACCUUACCGACGCGGAGGAUCAGGAACUCAAACGUACCGAUGACCUUCGACACUCGUAUGGCGGCAUCCGUCGUGACUUCAGUGUCAUUCACUCCAAGCAACUCAAGAAGAACCAUCUGUUCUUGGGCCCGGCCCGGUUCGUCAACCAUGACUGUGAUAACAACUGCGAGCUAUUCCGUGAAGGCCGUUACAUCACAUUCCGUGUGAUCAAACCGAUCGCCGUCGGAGAGGAAGUUACAGCACACUAUGGGGACGGUUAUUUCGGACGAGGAAAUUGUCACUGCCUCUGCGCCUCUUGUGAGAGGAAAGGAAUCGGAGGU
This is a messenger RNA of Stereum hirsutum FP-91666 SS1, 672 nucleotides long. Its product is annotated as SET domain-containing protein. The record is from RefSeq and is a predicted model, not a curated record. Gene Ontology annotation, molecular function: histone H4K20 methyltransferase activity; protein binding. The transcript has 6 exons. The annotation marks the transcript as partial. Gene Ontology annotation, cellular component: nucleus. NCBI's taxonomy places the organism in Eukaryota, Fungi, Basidiomycota, Agaricomycetes, Russulales, Stereaceae.